Messenger RNA from Folsomia candida, 5702 nucleotides. RefSeq lists its product as uncharacterized. The record is from RefSeq and is a predicted model, not a curated record. The coding region runs from base 3306 to 5318 and encodes 670 amino acids. The transcript has 12 exons. NCBI's taxonomy places the organism in Eukaryota, Metazoa, Arthropoda, Collembola, Entomobryomorpha, Isotomidae.
ACAAAUAUAUUUAUACGGAUAAACAAAUAUUUUCUGAAAUUUUCUCAGAAUGAAGCCAAGAUAAGAAGAGUCAAAGUUUGUUUGUACCCAAUUCACUAUAAAAUAUAUGCAUUCCAGACAAAGUCUUACCAAUGAAUUGUGAGAUCGGUCUGCAUAAAUAAGCAUGCAAUGUAACUCCUACAAGAAAAUGUCCCCCUAUUAAAUUCAUAUAUACACCUUCCCAUUAUACAACGUAAAACUCCAAUGUAAAGAGUUCCACGUGCAAAUUGUGCCUAGUACUCAAAAAAUUUAAAACAACUCAGAAAAACAGAGUCUUUUAAAUCUUUGUUUCAAAUCUCUCGAGACUUUCCUCCUCGUCCUCGAAAGUCGUAAAGUUAUGAGUGAAAGUGAAGUAAAAAGUUUAAAAGGAAAGGAGAGAAGAGGUUGGAUGUCAGUGUCACUUGACGAGAGUCACGCUUUAAAUAUUAUUCCUGCAUUUUUGAAAUUCUCCAUUCUCUCGCUCGCACAAUUUAUGACUAGUUUCAAGGUAAAUAAUAAUAAUAAGCGAAACAGGGGGAAAGUGGGGAUGCGUGUCCCAUUCUUCCUAAACGACUCGCUCCUUUUCCUCCUCUCUGAAUUUAUUUUCCUUGAGACAACGAAUUUGUAAUCGGGCCGACGACCUGUUUUUCCUAUUUGUAUAACAUUGCCCAGCAUAUUUUUAUUGUCAGCGUUGCCCUUGUCGUAAAUUUUGAUCCAGGCGUGACAAAAUUUUUUGGCGUUCUUCUUCAUACACUUUGGGCAAUGAAUUGGACGUGUUUUGGUAGGUAGGGCGAGUUUUGGGUGAAAGUAACCACUUGCAAGAAAUGCGAUUAUUUUGACCUGCAAGAAAUGCAAGGCACAAGAAACUACGCCCCGCCGCUAUAUUUCAUACGGCGUGUGGCUAGAUUGCACUUUCUCCCAGUUUCUUGCACCUCGCAUUUCUUGCGUUUCUUCCUUUCCCGUGCAAGAAAUGUAGCAAACCUGCAAGAAACGAAACCCUGCUGGUAGGAAAGUUGAAGUGCGAGUGGUUCGUUGGUGGGUAAGGUUUAUAUUUACACAUUUACUACCAAAGGAAAUUGAUCGUACGGUACUUUCUAUGUAACGCACUGGAUUUGUUUAUGCUGUCAAAAUUCACUUUCAACUUUCUCCAGAAAGGAAAAUUGUCUCUCCUCUCCUUGAAGUGAGACAGGUGAGGCCACGCAAUAACGGAGGGGAGCCCAUGUAGAAAGCGAGGGAAAGUGUUGCUGGUAAGAAAUCAUGAAAUAAAAUAUCCACGCCAUAAACUGUCUGUCACUGUGUAUCAUAUCGAAGAGAGAGAGGGAAAGAAAUGCCAAAAUACUCCUUAGUCAAUAGUCGAGUCAAUAUUACUUCGCUUCAUACAUAACACUGAAUGAAAAGAAAAGACGAAGGAGAAAAGAAAGGGGUGCGUUUUGUUGUGAGAAAGAGAAAGUGAAAGCAAAGGUAACGUAACGUUAGGAACUUAACAGCAUGGCGUUUCGUAGGUUGAAAGGAAAUAGCUUUCUUUUCUUGGUACAUAUGGACAUGCUUAUUGCGUGGUGGUGCUGAAGAGAAGUAACUGGCCAUGUCUAAAACUUGAGUGCUACAUAGUCAACCAAGCCAAGCAGUGUGUGCACCAUAGUUCAAAGGGAAAUGAUUGUUUUAUUCUUUGUUUUCGAGAAAAUGCUACAUGCUGAUAAGUACACUGUUAAAAAUCUGGUAGGGUCAGAUAUGUACUGCGUACUGGGAUUGAUUUGGUGAUAAUGAUUACCGGAUUGGUAGUAGUUUGUUUCUGAGUGGUAAAUUUUUCAUUGCGACAACUUUAUUAAACGGUAAUGAUAUUAUUACCAGUGCCAGUAGAUCGGUAGAGUCGUACUCUGGUCAGUAAUGAUUUAACACCAGUUUUCUAAGAGUGUACAAAUACAUAUCCGCCAUACACCACGAUUGGCAAGGAUUACACGGCUCCGAAUUUCUCAAAGGAUUUGACAUCCCGUGCACUAAAUGUAUGAUCUGCUCUGUAACGGAUCACGUAAAACGAGACAAAACAAUUUUUCAAUGCUACAUAUUUACAAAAAAAGUUGCGUAAUCACAUUAGGAUUAUGUACAUAUUUUACACCACCACCGCCGCGUUCAGGUUAUUCGUGCUAAGCGUGUAUAUGUAAGUAAAGUAAUGACUGCCUUCAGCGAAAAUGUAUGUGUGUGCGUGUAAUACUAUUUCCCAUGCCGUAAAACCAUCACAUUACAUCCUCCACGAAAGGAACCCUUCAUUCAACGAAGCAACCCCAACCAACAACAAAUGGUGAAACGUUCCCAAAACCUGGGUGAAGUAGAAACCGGGUGAGUUUUUCCAUUCCUUGGAUCACUCGAGGGUUUCAGUCUGCUCUCAGAGCUGAGAGUGAAAUGAUCCUGUGGGGCUCAUUUCUUCGUCUCGUCGGCUACAGGUCUGCCUGGUGACACCGCACUCUUAUUUCUCCCCGACAGUGAAAAAGUCUGCUGAAUCCCAUCAAUUUGUAAAAUGUCGGGAAGUGGUUUACAUAAAAUUUCUUCACUUUCUUCACUCCCACCUAAAGAAACCAAUGAAACGAGUCUUGCAUGAAGUGCUAGAGAGGAAGGUUUAGAAAGUGAUUGGGAUUUUGAGACUGCAUGCAAUCCUUCUUAAUCUUGUUUCCAAUUAAGUCUUGGACAUAAAUCAGAUCAAGCACCACGGGAUCAAGAAGAAGAAGAAGCAACAUCUUACCUACUCGAUCGGGUCUCAUUUUUAACCUCAAUUCCUUCAUCGAUACAUGGGUCUCAAUUCCACCUGAAAUUGACAGGAUUUUCAUUCAAGAGAGGAGGAGGAGGGAAAGUUUUUAAGUGACAGGUAGACGCUAAGAAGUCGUGGUUUGGUUGCACAGACUUGACUGACUCAAUCUCGGUUUGGAAUUUGGUUCCGUUUUAUUCCAUCACCACAGAGAAGAAGAAGAAGAAGAAGAGAUCUCUGUCCGGAGUGAGUGACAGUUUUGUUUUACUGGGCAAAAUAGAGACUUAAUAGAAGAAGGGAGAAAGUUUGGUGAUUCGCCAUUUUUUUACAAGGCUAUAACGAGACUUGAGCUGCUUUUUCCGGGGCAGAUUGUACGGUCAGAAAACACACUUAUCAUUGCUUAUCGUGUAAUAAGUGGACGAUAAAAGAAAAACUUUGUGGAGAAGCGGAACGCUAACUAACACGGAUUCGUGAAAUUAUUAUUUGAAAUUUCGUAUUCAGCCGAGACGUACCCAGAAGAUUUGAUCAUUUUGAACUCUGCUAACCAAAGAUGGAGACGAGCCAUCAAAUUUGCAUAAUCUUGAUGCUAAUCAUCAUCGUGUCGGCGGGUGAAAGUGGGCUUUCUCCAGAUUUGCGGAUUUCUCCUCAAGCUUCCUCCCUCAUUGCGGAACCACCACCACCACAUCGGGCAGGGCUGGAAGGAUGUCAUUUUCCGGUGAGAUGGGAAGGCAACUGGUUCCAAUCCGGUGUGCAUCAAACAAUCACAAUCAAUCGGAACACGAUCAACACGAAGGGACGAUGCUUAGAGAUGGAUGGAGAAAAGUAUCUCGUCUAUAAUGAGAAGGAGAACUGCUAUCGGUGCGGAAUUUUUCACGAGCGGCACUACAAUUUGAUCACGUACAAGGAAACGUUCUGCAUUACGGAGAGGACCUCGAUCGAGAAUCUCUGCAGAACGGAUAAGUUUUCUGAAAAUUUGUACUCAAUGUUCCGCUUGGACGCGGUGCCGAUCGACUGUCCAUUCCGAGCACCGAUGACUUUUACGUACAAUGAGUGUCGAAACCCGGUCUCAAGUAUUGAGGCGUGUUUAAAACCGUCCCAAUUGUUGUUUAACUAUCAAGCGUGUGCUGAUAUUCCGGGCAGUGAAUCGACGGUGGAAGAGUUGAGCUGUCUCGGCUCCUGGAAGGAGGGAUCUUACCGCUAUCUCGUCGGGUUAAUUUCCUACCAGCAUCACGCCUCUUAUGAAGAAAGGUUCAGGUGCUUUGUCUACGAGAAAGUGAAGAAGGGGUCGAUAGGGCUGGGCCUUUUGGGGCAUCAAGGAUAUUCCAACAGCAUUGUUCGAAGUUCACCAUUAACAUUUAAUUCGACUUCCUCGUCCUCCUCGUCCGCGUCCCUGACAUCCGAUGCGAACAGCAAUAAUAACAAUAACGCCAACUCCAACACGGUCUUGUACCGCAUCUCGGUCGGUGCGGAUGCGACGUGUGAUGGCCUUUCCCCGUACGAGGGAUCCAGAACCAUGACUUUCAGACGAGCUGUCCAGCCCCCGAAGCAGUGCUACUUUCCAUCCUGGCUGCAAAUCCAUGCUCGUUGGCACACCCUGGAUCAAAGGACACUCUUCAUGUUUAAUUCCACCGUGAUGCGAAUGGCAAAUGGGUCAAAGGAGCACGUCGCAAAUAUCGGGACAACCACGGACCUUAACAACUUUGCGAAUCCAAACGUUUUGACAAGCAUUGCCCUCUGCUCGCAAAUUGUGGAAAAUCCGUCGCCCGAUGAAUACACGGUGGUCUUACAGGUCACCUCGUCCCAGUGCUUUCUCAACCCGUCCUACAUUUGUUCACGGAUUGUUCGAAGAGAUACGCACAUAGUUGAGAUGCAAAUGGGGACAUUAACUCGACAAGCUGACGAUGCCUGUCAUCCCAUCAAUUUCAACGCUAAUCAGUUGCCGUAUACGACGCUAACUUCGUCCAACUCUGCAAAAAAGCGGUGUCCAAGUCUGGGUCACUUUGGCAUCACGAGUCUCGCUCAGGAGGGUCGAAGUGUGCGAGACACGUGUAAAAAUGGUCACCGAUCCUUCUCCGUGGGCUGCAGUAGCAAAAAUACGAUGGAAUUUCGAGUCCUCUGCAACACGGAUGCCCAUCCUGAAGUUGUUUCCGAGUACGCAUGUCACGGUUGGUGGGAAGAGAAUGGCAUAAAUUACCUGAUAACCACGCUGACAUCGCGAUCCAUCUCGUCUCCGGGACCACGAAAGUACUGCUUCAUCUACCGCGACAUGCCAAUCCCCCUCGAGUCGAAGACAUAUCAAGAAAAGUUAAAGUUGCGAAAGAAAUCCUUCAUCGGUGGUGACGACGAGCUUUUCCAGGAUCACGAUUUCCAACGGAUAAUGCAAUUCUCAGCAAUACUUGAUUCCUGUUCACGCGACGUGUCUCCAGGGAUCGAGGGUUUUCUCGCCUUCAACGUGACAAGCAAAGGACGUUGCAACGACAUAUCAGGGUCAUCAAUACCAACCCUCUUGACAGACUUAUGGCUGCUUGCCACCAUUGUGCAGAUGGUGAUUGCGAUGCAGUAGUGGCUCCUGAGAUGAUAUCGUCCCAUCAUUGUAAUGAAAUGGGGAAGCUCCUUGUCCUCCUCGUCGUUGGCGUCUCGUCGUCAAAUAUUCUGAAAAAGUACGUACCACGCUGCGCUUACAGGGGAACAAAAAGAUUUCUUUGGUUGAUCUUCUUCUUGAGAAGGGAUGCGUUUUAGAAUAAUGGAUACGACACGGAGAGAGAGAGAGAAAGUUGCAGAAGAGAAGUAAAUAAUGUCAUCGCCAUGUGUUGCACUGUCUGCGAUGACUUUCACUGCUGGACGAGCACAAGAAAAAAAUCCAGUUUUUUUGCAAUGUAUGUAGUAUAAUCACUACCACCAGUGGCCGCGGAAGUUACGCUGUGGGACAUUAACAUUGUAGGAUAGG